AUGGCGACCAGCGCCUCAGCUUCGCGGCUACAAAGUCCAGGCGACCGAAAUCUCAAAAAUGUUGUGCUGGGAGACCUCCUCUUCAAACCAUGGUACCAGUCCAUCUAUCCAGAAGACCUGAUUCCCAAAGACGCCGAUUGUCUCUAUGUUUGUCGUUGGUGCUUUCGAUACUCUUGUGACGACGAAGCUUUUGCAACUCAUACCUCGGCUUGCGAGUUUUGUACAACCCCACCUGGUACCAAAGUGUACGACCAUGGUGGAUAUGCGGUGUGGGAGGUUGACGGAGAGGAAUACAAGCUCUUUGGGCAGAACUUGUCGCUUUUUGCCAAACUUUUCCUCGAUCACAAGACAGUCUUUUUUGACGUUGCGACAUUUCUCUACUACAUUUUGACUUUCACUGACCCUGAUAACCCGGACAACUACCAUGUCCUCGGGUUCUUCUCCAAAGAAAAACUAUCCUGGGACGCAAAUAAUCUCGCAUGUAUUUGUAUCUUUCCGCCUUACCAACACAGACAACUUGGUAAACUCCUGAUGGGGGUAAGCUACAAACUCAGUGGAUGGGAUUCACCUGGUGGAUACAUCGGUGGUCCAGAGAAACCAUUGAGUGAUCUCGGUCAGAAGAGUUACAAUCGGUUUUGGGCUGAGCGAAUCGCGAGAUACGUACUACGCGGAAAACGUGGAGAAGAGUCCGAGAACAAUCAUGCAAACCCAAGCACCCCGUCAAAACGGAAGAAAAUACAGCGUGAAACCAUGACCGUUGAAGAGAUUGGCCUUGCCACUGGAAUGUUGACAGAGGACGUGAUUACUGCUGUCAAGAGUAUGAAUGUUGCCCAGCCUGAGAAGAAACGUACGAUGAGUCGGCUCAUGGGCGAAGCGGAAGCUGAACAGGGUCCCAAGAUGAUGAUCCGCAAAUCAGACGUGUGGGAAUGGGCGAAAAAGCAUCAUCUCUCACUGGAUGACCCUGUGAAAGAAGAUGGAUUUGUGGGGAUGCCUAAGUCCAGGAGCUUGUCUGAAAAUGAGGAAAGUGGCUCAGAGGAAAACUGA
Penicillium malachiteum is the source of this 1044-nucleotide messenger RNA. Its product is annotated as putative histone acetyltransferase (MysT1). The transcript has a single exon. Gene Ontology annotation, biological process: regulation of DNA-templated transcription. The coding region runs from base 1 to 1044 and encodes 347 amino acids. Gene Ontology annotation, molecular function: histone acetyltransferase activity. NCBI's taxonomy places the organism in Eukaryota, Fungi, Ascomycota, Eurotiomycetes, Eurotiales, Aspergillaceae. The record is from RefSeq and is a predicted model, not a curated record.